Messenger RNA from Papilio polytes (common Mormon), 1480 nucleotides. RefSeq names its product optomotor-blind protein-like. Lineage: Eukaryota; Metazoa; Arthropoda; Insecta; Lepidoptera; Papilionidae. The transcript is spliced from 10 exons. Gene Ontology annotation, molecular function: DNA-binding transcription factor activity, RNA polymerase II-specific; RNA polymerase II cis-regulatory region sequence-specific DNA binding. Bases 149 to 1480 code for a protein of 443 amino acids. Gene Ontology annotation, biological process: cell fate specification; positive regulation of DNA-templated transcription; regulation of transcription by RNA polymerase II. Gene Ontology annotation, cellular component: nucleus. The record is from RefSeq and is a predicted model, not a curated record.
CGCACCGAUACACGCGUCGCGCAUCGAGCGCUCCGCCGCGCGCGCCCGUGCAUGAGCGGCGCCCGCGCGACCGCUGGAGCCGCCGCGCACGCCGCGCUCGCGCUCGCCGGCCGUGGAGCGCGCGCCGUGGGCCCCGGGCGGCGCGGGCAUGCGCUUCGAGGGCGCCGAGCGGCGCGACGCCGUGGCCUUCCACCCGCUGCUGGCGCCGCGCCCCAGCGACUUCUCGGUGUCUGCGCUGCUGACGGCGGGCGCGCUGCCGCCACCGCCGUACCUGCCCGCGGCGCUGGCGGCCGCCGCCGCGCUGUCCGCGCCCUGCCCGCUGCUGAAGCCGCCGCCGCCACCCUACGCGCCGCUGCCGCCCGACGACGACGGCGUCCUCGACGACCCCAAGGUCACCCUCGAGGGCAAGGACCUCUGGGAGAAGUUCCACAAGCUGGGCACCGAGAUGGUGAUCACCAAGAGUGGCAGACAAAUGUUCCCACAAAUGAAGUUUCGCGUGUCCGGACUGGACGCGAAAGCGAAAUACAUCCUCCUGCUCGACAUCGUCGCAGCUGACGACUACAGAUAUAAGUUCCACAACAGACGUAUGUUUCCUGCCUACAAAGUUCGCGUUUCUGGUCUUGAUAAAAAAGCAAAAUACAUUUUGCUAAUGGACAUCGUAGCUGCCGACGAUUGCAGAUACAAAUUCCACAACAGCCGAUGGAUGGUGGCGGGCAAGGCGGAUCCCGAGAUGCCUAAGAGGAUGUACAUCCACCCCGACUCCCCCUCCACCGGCGAGCAGUGGAUGCAGAAAGUUGUCUCCUUCCACAAACUGAAGUUGACGAACAACAUCAGCGAUAAACAUGGAUUCGAGCUCAUCUAUAACCAAAGUCAACGGAUGUUGUCAAAGUUGCUGUGGCCCAAUCCAGUGCCUAGUGCGCCAAGAGAUCCCCACUCAGACCAUUUGACGAUCCUGAACUCGAUGCACAAGUACCAGCCGCGGUUCCACCUCGUGCGCGCCAACGACAUCCUCAAGCUGCCUUACUCCACCUUCCGCACCUACGUCUUUAAAGAGACGGAGUUCAUUGCAGUCACCGCAUACCAGAAUGAAAAGAUAACGCAGUUAAAGAUAGACAACAACCCAUUCGCGAAAGGCUUCCGAGACACGGGAGCAGGGAAGAGAGAAAAGAAUCUGUCGGUGUACCGCAGGCAGGCGUUGCUGACGGCGCGGGCCGACGCGCGGGACGAGGACGACGAGCGGCCGCUGGACGUCGGCGGCCCCGCCAGCCCGCCGCCGCAACCCUCCGCCACCCAGCACACUAACAGCUCGUGGUUCAGCUCAGGCGGUGGCGGGGACUCAGGCGCGGAGGAAGCGGGCUCCGACUCGUCGUGCUCGGUCCACAACGCCGUCGAGCUAGCUGUGGCGCUGCGUAAUCGCUGCGAUUAUCUCGCACGUGUGAACGACUCUUACUUCGCAGUUCUUGGGACUGUAUUAUCAUGA